Aspergillus japonicus CBS 114.51 is the source of this 846-nucleotide messenger RNA. RefSeq lists its product as uncharacterized. NCBI's taxonomy places the organism in Eukaryota, Fungi, Ascomycota, Eurotiomycetes, Eurotiales, Aspergillaceae. The annotation marks the transcript as partial. The record is from RefSeq and is a predicted model, not a curated record. The transcript is spliced from 2 exons.
GAGCAAAGCCGUCGAAAGGAGGAGCUUUGCAACCAGUUAAAGGCAGAGGCGAUAGCAUCAGAGGCCCAGCAUCAUCAACAGCUAAGCAGCCUCUAUGCUAAGAUAAACGCACUUGAAACUGACCUGCAUGUUGUCAGCGAGGAAGACUGCGUCAAGGAAUGGCAAAAGCUUAGACGGAAUCUCGAUUUUUGGGUAAAAGGAAAUUUCAGGGACACAGCCCAAUUACGCAAAAUUAACUACAGUACUGUAUUUCAAUCAGAUGCAACCACGGAUGCACAUACAUGGCUUCCCACAGGUAGCUCCCAUCAAAAAUGGGCUAUCAUUCAAGCCUUUAUUGCGAGAAUGGUACACAACAAUAUUCUAUCACAAUACGAGCCUGGGCUACCAGAGUACGAAAAUGUACUAUUCUUCGAACUAGAUCGACGGAUCUUCGAGCAAUGUGUCAUGAAUACUUGGACGCAUUGCAAGUCUGGAAUAAAUAAGGCCUUGGGCGCUAUCACAAUGGGAACUCAAAAGGCCUUGAUGGAAAGUCUUGUUAAGCAGAUCGAAAGUACUUUCGGUAGCUAUGCGUCAACGACAGCAAACACGCGGCAGCAGCAGUUGCAGAGGAUCUUCAGUCAAUGUGCUGACUUUAAACGACUGUGUAAUCAGCAGCCGUAUAAUUUUACAUUUGCGUCGUCACCAUACAAAGAAGCUAUCGACAUGAGUUGUAUGACGGCUAUUGGGGAUACCGACUGUUCUGAAAAGAAAGUCAUGCUUUCUCUCUGGCCAGGCCUUUGGAAAGAGAUGCAACCCAACCAUUUAGGUUGUCUAGAGCCGGAAUUAGUCUGGGCCGCUUCACUCUGA